CUGCAGUUGAAAAGAUUAUUAAACCUGUUUUAAAAAAUACAUUUUAGACCAUAAAUAAUGUAUACGUUGUUGUUAAAUGAUAAUACUGACAUGAUGAUAUUAAAUAUUUAUAACAGUGUAUUUCUCUGUUGUAUCGUAAUGGUGGGAGGAGCGUGUUAUCAGUAGUGUAAGAAAAUUUGGCAGAGUAAGUGAGGACGAGGAUCGUUUUACACUGCAGGUUGGGUUGGCUGUUUUCUUUUUUGGAGGACAGGAACUAGUCGCGUGUCGGUCGGCUCGGGUAAAGUUGAAGAAAGAAGUGGAGGUGCAUUUCACUUGCAAUAAAACAAAAUAGUCGGAGACAACAGACAAGAACAACAGACAUGGGGAACCGUGUGGCUCGAGACGAUUAUGAGUGGGUUUACACUGACCAGCCGCACGCCGACCGGAGGAAAGAGAUUUUGGCUAAAUAUCCAGAAAUAAAAUCUCUAAUGAGCCCGGAUCCCAGGUUAAAAUGGAUAGUCUGCAUGAUGGUUGCAGUGCAGUUUUUAGCUUUUUACUUGGUAAAGGAUCUGGACUGGAAGUGGGUUCUGUUUUGGACUUACGCUUUUGGCAGCUGUGUCAACCACUCCAUGACACUGGCCAUCCACGAGAUCUCUCACAACACUGCGUUCGGCAACACCCGGCCCUUGUGGAACCGCUGUUUUGCCAUCUUCGCCAACUUACCCAUUGGCCUGCCCUACUCGGCUUCCUUCAAGAGAUACCACCUGGAUCACCACCGCUACCUGGGCGGGGACGGCAUCGAUGUCGACAUUCCCACCGAAUUCGAGGGCUGGUUCUUCUGCACGCGCUUCCGCAAGUUCGUAUGGAUCAUCUUGCAGCCUCUGUUCUACGCUGUGCGGCCGCUCGUCAUCAACCCCAAGCCAAUUAGCCGGCUAGAGAUCAUCAACCUAGUGAUCCAGUUUUCCUUCAAUGUUGGGCUCUACUACCUGUGGGGGUCCAAGCCACUGGUCUACAUGUUGGCCGGCUCCUUGCUCGGCAUGGGGCUGCACCCCAUCUCCGGCCACUUCAUUGCAGAGCAUUAUAUGUUCUUAAAGGGACACGAGACAUACUCUUACUAUGGCUCGCUCAACUUGCUCACCUUCAACGUGGGGUACCACAACGAGCACCACGACUUCCCCAGUGUUCCUGGCAGGAGGCUGCCCCUGGUAAAGAAAAUUGCUGCAGAGUACUAUGACAACUUGCCCCAGUACACAUCGUGGGUGAAAGUGCUGUAUGAUUUCAUUAUGGAUGACUCGCUUAGUCCCUACUCCCGUGUCAAGAGAAAGCUGAAGGGCGAGGUGAAGCAGGAAUAAAUCCUUCCUGCCAACUCUGAGAACUGCUUAAAUGGUCAUAAUUGCACAGGCUUUAAAACCGCUUGUGGCAGUGGGUAUCUCAUUUAUCAAGAACUAAAGGUAGUUUAUUAAAAACGGAGCUAGAGUCCCGGCGGAAACUUUUGUGUUUGAUGGUUUGUUUUGUGUUUUGUUCGUUUUAAAUAUGUGUCUGUUAACAAGAGCUCCCAUAUACUUGCACACAUGACUAUUGUGAAAUACUUGCACUAAAUAGCUGAAGUGUGGUGGUUAUGAUACAAGACGACCAUUCAUUUAUCACAAAGGAGUGAAAUGAUUGGACAACAUGUCUAGUAAAACUUGGCAAAAACAGCUUACAACAAAAAAUGACAUUCUCAGACACAAAGCUUUGGUUUGAUUUCACUUCUAGUGUGCAGUUAAAGAUAGACUUUUUCAGUGCUGAUCUAGUCUGUAAUGUAAGCCAUGCUUAUGGAAACAAAGUCUGAACUUGUAGCCUGAGACUAAAGUCAUCCACUUUAACUCUUGGUGAACAAAUUAGCUAUAUGCGAUUCCAAAAAAGUUAAAAAAAAAAUGAUAUAUAUAUUUACACAUUUAUUUGCCUAUGCAUUUUACAGUUCAUAUUAAAUACACACAACACGUGUAUAUAAAUACAAGGCUGGAAUGUUUACAGUGCUUUUACCAUGAAGUUCCUGCUUGCCAGCCAAGCUAACCCCAUUUAAAUAGCAGUCCUUUAUUAGUGCUGUAUGUCCAGACUACCUAAUUUUAUUCAAAAAGUAAUUAAAUCGCCAUUUGUAUUAUGCAACAAAAAUACAUUUUUGAAACUUGUCUGGACGAGUUGGCUUUGUGGAUCCAUACAAGUUGUUCAAUGUUCAAAUUGUUUAUUCUAUUCUUUAUCGCCUGUAUCUCUGAACUAAUUUGCAACAUAGCACUACUGUACGUAACUGUCACCAAGUACAGUAUAGUACUGUGUACUCUUGUUUCUUUUAUAUAGAAAUGGCCACAUAAUUCCCACAAGUAUUGCCUUGAAUCUCCCCAAAGGAAAGUGCAAACUAUUGUGUAAAACGUUCAUAUUUACAUUCUUAAUAAAUACUGCUAUUAGAAUGAUGUCUCUAACUGGUAUGCAAUACUUUUGGUUUCAUAUGCACUUUGGUAUAAAAACUGCCACAGCUUCCAUUAGUGUCAGUAUUAGUGCAUUCUAGAAAAUAAUUAUAAUAUUUAUUCCAUAAGUUAUUUAUUUGCUUUUUGAUUAGUACUUACUAAUACACUCCAUUUCCACUUGUAUAUUAAAGAAUACAUUAUCAGAUCCUCUUGAGCUACCUGUGAUGCUUUGUUAAAGCUGUUCUCUUUAAUAAAUUGUACUAAAAAAAAAAAAAAAAAAAAAAAAAAAAUCGCAUGCAAGUGCCUAAAUGCAUUUUUUCACGUAAAAUAUUUUUACAUUGCUUUACAUUUUCAUAAAAAGGGUUCCCUUUACCUAUAAAAUGCUUUGACAAUUAGUACAUCCUUUGUUUCCAGCCUUUCCAGGUCUGUGUGAUCUACUACUGUAUGUUUAGUAACUUGUGACUGGGGUGGGCAAAAAACAAACCAAAAAAACAACACUCUAGUGCUGUAAGAUUUUAUUAUUAUUAUUAUUAUUAUUAUUUGUGGUGUUUGUUUAGAACCAAUAAAUUCAGGACCAGUAAUUAUUUCAAAGUUAGCUUCACAUUUAUACUUACAAAAUGAAUAACGUCUGUAUUACAAUUACUAAAUGAGACAUACUUGCUGUUAAAAGGCUAAUACGUCUAUUGGUUAAACUCUACUUUUAAAGCAUUAAGCUUGCUUUGCAGUGGUGUAUUAGUGUUUGCCUUCUAAUUGGUAAAGUUAUUUAUGGGUCUUUUAUUCAAUAAGCAUUAUUGAAAAGUUGGAAAACAAUAUGUAGAGCGUGUGAGCUGCAGUAAUAAAACUAAGAUUGUAAUCUG
Molecule: messenger RNA, 3280 nt
Organism: Acipenser ruthenus (sterlet)
Lineage: Eukaryota; Metazoa; Chordata; Actinopteri; Acipenseriformes; Acipenseridae
Product: sphingolipid delta(4)-desaturase DES1-like
Exons: 3
Coding region: 360-1331 (323 amino acids)
Biological process (GO): ceramide biosynthetic process
Cellular component (GO): membrane
Molecular function (GO): sphingolipid delta-4 desaturase activity
Source: RefSeq, a predicted model, not a curated record